UAAAAAUGUGUGACCGUCCCAAUAGCUCAACUUGUUUUUUGUUUCAAAAAAAGUGACCUAUACAGCAGCAAUGGCAACAUCAGCCGCAUCGCCAGCACGACUGGCUCAGUUAUCUCAACUCUCGUGCAAAAUAUUUCAAAAUGUAUACAACCCAACUGCUUCCCGUACCGGUAACAAGAUUUUGCGUCAACGACUUCUCGGCCCUACCAUGACCGCCUACCAUCCACAAAAGCUUGUUCAUUUCCGCGACAUUAAAGCCUUGUAUCCCGACCAAGGUUUUGUCGAUGUGGACGAAAAGGCUCGUUUGGACGAAAUCGCGCGAAGAAAGAGACGCGGAAAGGGGCAAGCGUGCGUCCAACAAGAAACGUUAAAACUAUUACGAUCACAGAAAGCAACAACACCACUUUUAUCAUUUUCCUCCUUUAUUUUUCUACAUGUACAUACGAUAGACAUAUAUUCUUACAUCGAAUCCGAGCGAAUAAAAAGAGAAUUCGUGUAUCUUCUCUUUUUUACAACAAACCGCCACGCUAAACCUGGAGUUUAUUGACAGAACUGUCAUGCUAAGGAAGCCUUUUACUUUUUUUCUGCACCGAUAUAUUGGAUAAUCACGAGCUAGGCAUUGCUUUGUUAAUCGCACCAAAGCUACGUUGGAUAAGGGACGUAG
Molecule: messenger RNA, 664 nt
Organism: Zychaea mexicana
Lineage: Eukaryota; Fungi; Mucoromycota; Mucoromycetes; Mucorales; Lichtheimiaceae
Product: mitochondrial ribosomal subunit S27-domain-containing protein
Exons: 2
Coding region: 71-547 (158 amino acids)
Cellular component (GO): mitochondrion
Source: RefSeq, a predicted model, not a curated record